AAGUUUUAUUCAUGUACAAUUUUUGUCAAACGAACAAGUAGAAUGUAAAAAUGCUGAAGUACAUCAAAAGGCAGACGAGCCGCCGACGCAGCUCUCACGAAACGGAUGCCAACGGCGUUGAUGAUGUGGUAGAUUGUGCGGCAGCGGCGCAAAAACGUCAUUCGUUGCGCUCAACAACAAGUUUCUGUGAUGAGGUCUUCAUGGAGGAGGAGACGGAGGCGGCGGCAGUGGCAACUUCGGAUGCAAUCAGCUUGGGCAACAACAGUUUGCUAAAUGUGGGCGCAGCUGCCGAUGAAGAUAUAUUCAAAUACUGCUCGCGUCUCUCCAUGACGCUAACUGCAAUCGUUAGCGAACCGGAUUGUCUGAGCUACUUUCUGCAGUAUUUGGAGACACAAAACGCGCUGCCGCUCAUCAAAUUCUAUUUGGACAUAGAAAACUUUAAACGCGCGGCAUUAACACAGCUGCACCAGGAGCGGCCACAGGAUGCAACGGUUGCGGUUACUGCUACAGUGGAGGCACCACAGCUUACGCAUGUUGCCGACGCAUCCAUUGAGGAGGAGGAAAACGAUGUACCUGAAAUGAAAACAUUGUGCGACUUGUCCAUGCGUAAGCCGCUCACCGACGACGAGAAGAGUCGCAUCUAUGCGGAGACAAACAAACAGAUCAAUCAUAAGCCACAAGCUGCGCCGAUUGGCCGACCCAAAGCAAGCUCGGAGCUACAGCCGAUAAGUGCGGCAAGCAUCAACGAUGCGAUUGCCAUUUACCAAAAGUAUUUGAUUGUUAAUGCGCCACUAUUGGUGGAGCUGCCCAUUGUAAUCUUGGCGCACAUAUCGCUGUUCUUGUGUGGCAAGGAGAGUGACAAGUCGACACAACAGCCCGUACCUGCCGGCUGUUUCGACGAGGCGCGCGACUAUGUGCUGCAACAGCUGGAGCGUGAUCAUUUGCAAGGCUUCCUGCAGAGCAGUUACUAUUGCACCUACUGCCUGGAGCUGAUCGAGGGCGAAGCGGCUACACUGAACAUUUACGACGUGCUGUACGAUGAGCUGGCGCUGUUCUAUCUGACCGAGUACCUGGAGCAGCAGCAGGAGCGCGAGUGCCUAGAAUUCUGGAUAACAGCGAUUAACUUUCGCAAGAGCUACGAUGAUCAGCGUGCCGCUCAGUCCGAUGCCAUGAUCAUUUACGAGCGCUACUUCUCGCUGCAGUCUGAGUGUCGUUUGUGGAUGUCGCAGAAGUUGCGUUUGCGCGUCGAACAGGCCAUCUGUGCGCCCGGUCAGCUGGCACAGGCCUUCGAUCUGGCGCUGCUGGUCACAGCCAAAUACCUGGAACAAAAGCACUUUGCCAACUUUCUCAAAUCGAACAUAUUCGACAACUAUGUCAACGAGCUGAAGGCCAAGACGUGCACACAUACGCCGGCGGACACCACAGAUAGCUCGAGUCUGCAGCACAAGCUGAGUCUGCGGCGCGCACCCAAAUUGUCUGCACAGCAGCGACAUCGCAAAACGAUGUCCAUGUCCGACUGCACGCACAUCUCGCAGCACAAUACACUAUUGGCUGGCCUGGAUACGGGUCACAAGCCUGUCAAAGCGUCGACAACAACAACGGCCGCCAACAUGAACAUCGAUUCCAGGCAGCUGACAAAUCCGCAGCUGCUUUGGCAACGUCCGGUGAGUGCGCUCAAAUUUGGGCACGUGAACUCACUGGGCAGAUACGAGCGGGACUUUGAGGCCGUAGAUGCCGUUUCGAACCACAAAGCGCCAGCCUGGUCGCUGAGCGUUAAGAACGCAAUGCGCAAAUUGGUAAAUCUGCCCGAGGAUAAUGUGCAGGAGGAGAUCGCCUGGCAGGUGGCCGAGAUGAUUGUUAAGGAUGUGACCAGCGUGACGCUGCAGAACAAACAUUAAUGGAACAAGCUAACAGCUUACGCAAUAUUUAUUUAGUUUAUAUACACAAACGAAACUAAUUUAUUUAUAAUUUGGCGCUCAAAUAUUUGAGGAAUCUCGCAUGCAAACAGUGUUGCAAAUGCAUCUAUUUUGAAAGAUUGCUAGCCACUUUUUUGAAGCGGCUGUUCGAAACACUGUUCAACAAGUGCACAAGUCGAACG
Molecule: messenger RNA, 2098 nt
Organism: Drosophila novamexicana
Lineage: Eukaryota; Metazoa; Arthropoda; Insecta; Diptera; Drosophilidae
Gene: pkaap
Product: A-kinase anchor protein 10, mitochondrial
Exons: 3
Coding region: 51-1898 (615 amino acids)
Biological process (GO): intracellular protein localization
Cellular component (GO): plasma membrane
Source: RefSeq, a predicted model, not a curated record